Molecule: messenger RNA, 909 nt
Organism: Punica granatum (pomegranate)
Lineage: Eukaryota; Viridiplantae; Streptophyta; Magnoliopsida; Myrtales; Lythraceae
Source: RefSeq, a predicted model, not a curated record
AUGAGUCAGAGCUGGGUGCUGAAGGUGAACAUCUACGAUGAUGGGUGCGUGAAGAAGGUGAUGAAGCUCCAGAAAAUCGAAGGAGUGAAUGUAAUUGUCAUAGAUUCCAGUCAAGGGCUGGUGACGGUGACGGGUAACGUGGACCCGAACAUGCUCAUCAAGAAGCUCAAGAAGUAUGGGAAGCACGCCGAGCUGUUAGGCCCUCCGAGGGGUUCGUCUAGCCAGAACAACAACGCUCAGAACAGCGGCAGGAAUGGCAAUGGAGGAGGUGGAGGUGGGGACAACAAUGGCCAUGAGGGUGGAGGAAACCACCAUGAUGGGGGCCAAGCAAAUAACGGAGCCCUGCUCAUCUACAAUGGAAUGGAUAAUCAUCAUGCCAAUGGCCGCCCUAACAGCGGCAGUGGUGGUGCAGGUGCUGGCGGCGGUUUCAUGAUCCAGAUAGGAGGUUACCGGCCAAUGGGCCAAAUGGGAUGUUACCCGCCAAUGGGCCGAAUGGGCGGUAUGCCAAUGGGCCCAAUGGGGGUUUACUGGCCUAUGGGCCGAAUGGGAGGUCACCGGCCAAUGGGCCGAAUGGGAGGUUGCCGGCCAAUGGGCCACAUGGGAGUUUGCCCGCCAAUGGGCCACAUGGGAGGGUACCGGCCAAUGGGUCAAAUGGGAGGUUACCUGCCAAUGGGCCAAAUGGGCGAUAUGCCUGCAAGUCAGGAUCUGCCGGCGAUGCACGGCGGCGGCUAUGACCAGAACCCGUAUCAGCAGCAACCCAUGGGCGUGAUGAUGAACCAGUACCAUCAGCAGCCGCACCACCAUGGCCAUGGGAACGAGAUGCACCAGCCUAUGAUGCGGCCUCCGGCCUCGGAAUGUUGCUUGAAGAGGUUCAACGAUGAGAGCAUGGAGCGCUGCACUGUCAUGUAA